Molecule: messenger RNA, 885 nt
Organism: Pseudonaja textilis
Lineage: Eukaryota; Metazoa; Chordata; Lepidosauria; Squamata; Elapidae
Product: testis expressed protein 56-like
Source: RefSeq, a predicted model, not a curated record
AUGUUUUUUGGGAAAAGAUCAUGUCUUCACUUCCCACGGCCAGCCACAAAUCAUCAAACAAUAAAGAAAGGAAGCCUGUUUUCAAGGAUCAGGCCUGUGACAAAAUCUAGUCUGAAUCUACCAUCGCUGGUCAAGUCUCAGAAGCUGAAACGCUGUGAUAAGAUGGAUGAGAUAAAUGAAGUAUUCCUAAAGCUCUCUAUGCUUCACAACAAUUUGCCUGAUCCACUGAGAGAUAUAUUGCUUCAAUGUGCAUGUGAAGAUCAACGAAAGUGUUAUAAGGUUUCCUUCUUUGACAAUUUCUCCAUGAAUUUGAUACCUAAAGAGGCAUAUUGUUCACCACCACCAAAUCAUAUGCCCCUAAGAAAAAGAAGGAUUUCUAACCAGAUUGCUAAUCAGCCUAGACCUUUUGGAGUCUAUAGACAAGAUAUGCCACUAGCAACUAUCAUUGCAAGAUGGAUACCAAAGACCAUGUCAUUUCAAUUUGACCACCAAUCAGCUAUUCAAGAACUUGAAACUUUUGGUGACAUUGAAUCCCUCAUCCCUUGUGGAAGACAAUCAGUCAUCGUCACAUUCAAAGAAAUCCGCUCUGCAUGCAAAGCAGUGAGUGCUUUCCCGCCUAAUGGGCCAAACAGGCAUCUCCAGUGCUUUUGGCAUCAUAAAUUCAUGUCAGACUACAACAUUCUAAAAGACAAAGAAAGAUGGUCAACAGCUGUCCCUCUACAUUACAAGUGAAAAGCAGAAAGAAGGCAAUUAGGACAAAUAAAAUCGGUCAUUCCAUAUCUUUCUGCCUCUAAUACUCAUUUCUCUCAGUAUAUGUUAAAACCAUCCACAGUACAAGCAAACCUUAUCAAUUUGAAUUAGUUUACUGUAUUUGUUUAAUGUCAA